UUUCUUUUUCCAAUCACACGUGUAUCUGAUACGUAACAGACAAUAGUGAAUACGUUUUGUUGUAUGAUAUUCAUAAAAACUUUGAUGCAUAAAGUAUUUUUAACUGUCAGUUCAGUACUGACACUAUGUACUUUUGGAACAACACAAUCUUCAGAUGGCGAAUGUGCAUUACAUUUAACUGAUCCAGGAAGGACUAGUUUUUUUGAUUUUAAUACUAAUACAUUAAGAGGUGGUCCACUAGGUAUGGGUCAACCAGGUCAAUGUAUCACUUAUGAAGCAGUAAAUCAAGCAUAUGCAGAUGCUAGAAAAAGAAUAAGUAUUGCACAAACAAAUAAAGACAAGUGGACGGCUCAGGAAUUGGCAUCUGUCGGUGAACUAUUGUUGGAUAUAUCCAUACAAUUGACUAAAAAUUAUGGACUUUCGUACGAAGAAGUAGAAAAGGGAUUACCUCAAAUAGAUACGUCGAGAACUUUGAUCAGAGAGGUGUGUCCUGCGUUCUUGUCAAAUGUCGAGUGCAGACCGGGAAAGUACAGGAGAUAUGAUGGUCUGUGUAAUAACGCUAAGCAUCCGACGUGGGGAGCUACCAAUACACCUUUUUCGAGACUUGUCGGACCAUUGUUUUCUGACGGCAUGAGUGGACCAAAAGUCAGCACUCUCAACAAUCGAGAACUACCGACAGCUAGAGUGGUCUCCAUGACAAUGCACCCUGACGAGGGAUACCAUGAGCACGCGGCUACCGUUAUGUUGGUCGCUUUUGGUCAGUUUAUGGAUCACGAUUUCACACUCAUGGGAACGCCUGCUGAUCCAAUUACAAAGAAUGAACCAGAAGAAUGCUGUAAUCGACCUCCACAUUUAAAAAAUCCUUACUGUAACGAAAUACCUGUUCCUGAUAAUGAUUACUUUUACAGUAAAUUCAAUGUUAAAUGCAUCGAUUUCGUAAGAGCUUUUCCAUCAGUUAGACCAGGGUGUCGUUUAGGAUCAAGGGUACCAUUCAACACAUUGACAGGAGUAAUUGACGCAAAUACAGUUUACAGCGUGACUGAUGAUUACGCUAGGCAUUUAAGAUCUGGUUAUGGAGGCUUACUUCGUAUGAACUCAGUGUUUGUUAAUUACGGGCUAAAAGAUUUGUUACCGUUGAGACUUAAAGAUCCAGACGAAGGAUGCACUAGAUUGAACAGUUCUCAAUAUUGUUUUGAUGCCGGAGAAGUUCGAGUAAAUGAACAACUCGUACUUGCUACUAUGCAUAUAAUAUGGGCUAGAGAGCACAAUAGAAUAGCGAAAGAAUUUGGUAAAAUUAAUCCACAUUGGGAUGAUGAAACCAUUUUCCAAGAAGCUAGACGAAUCGUUAUAGCAGAAAUUCAGCACAUCACUUAUAACGAGUUCUUGCCUACACUACUUGGAAAAGGAGUUAUGGAAAAAUUCGGACUACUGUUACAAAAAGAAGGCUAUUGGGAUGGUUAUGACCCGAAUGUUAAUCCCAACAUCCUAUCCGAGUUUUCCGCAGCAGCUCUCAGAAUUGGUCACACAUUUUUGCCAACUUCAGUUGAAAGGUGGAGCAGAUCUCACAAAUUCAUUGCUUCCAAAAAAUUAUCCGAUCUCAUCCGCCGUCCAUACGAUUUGUAUAGAGCUGGAGUUCUCGAUGAGUAUAUAAUGGGUUUGACUAAUCAAGUAGCUCAAGCUAUGGAUGAUUCAAUAACACAGGAAGUUACAAAUACGUUGUUCAAGAAACCUGGUAAUAGGUUUGGAGUAGACUUAGUAUCAUUUAAUAUCCAAAGAGGCAGAGACUUUGGUUUGCCUGGAUUUAUGGAAUACAGAAAGUUUUGUGGCUUACCAGCGUCUAACUUAUUUCAAAGUUUAUCCGGAGAUAUGCCUAACUCCACUAUUCAUCGAUAUUCAACAAUAUACGACUCUCCAGAAGAUGUAGAUUUAUGGUCUGGCGGUGUAUCCGAAAAACCAUUACCAGGAAGCAUGGCAGGUCCGGUUUUUUCUUGUAUUUUGGCUACUCAAUUUAGUUAUGCCAGAAGAGGUGAUCGUUUUUGGUAUGAACUGCCAAAUCAACCAUCUUCGUUUACUCCAGAUCAAUUACACGAAAUCCGAAAAACAGGAUUAGCUCGAGUGUUGUGCGACAAUUCUGAUUUGAUCGACACUAUUCAGUUGUGGCCAAUUGUUCUACCUGACCAUGAAAUAAAUCCUAGGGUACCUUGUCGUAGCGGAAUUAUUCCAUCAUUAAAUCUAAACAAAUGGGCCGAUUUCCCAACGACCUCGUAAAAUAUAAUACAACCACGUAUAUUUUAGAUCAAACACUACCUAUACAAAGCGAUAUUUUAAUGAUACAUUUUCUUAAAUAAAAAGAGAGUUUUGUGAUCGUUACAUAUUAUAAACGAAUUUAUGUCAUUUUAUAAUAAAUUAAUAUAUUUAUAGACUGAAACAUUUAUUUUCCUGAAAAUUUGUCAAUUUAUUAAAUUUUUUUAUUGUUAUUAAAUAUAAAAAAACUAAUAUAAUUUAGGUAUUGUUAGAAAUAGGAUUCUUAUUACUUUAGUAUUUUAGUUUUUAUCAUUACUAUUCCCGCAAUGCUAA
Messenger RNA from Aphis gossypii (cotton aphid), 2577 nucleotides. Its product is annotated as chorion peroxidase-like. Gene Ontology annotation, biological process: response to oxidative stress. NCBI's taxonomy places the organism in Eukaryota, Metazoa, Arthropoda, Insecta, Hemiptera, Aphididae. Gene Ontology annotation, molecular function: heme binding; peroxidase activity. The transcript is spliced from 15 exons. The record is from RefSeq and is a predicted model, not a curated record. Bases 64 to 2268 code for a protein of 734 amino acids.